AUGACCAGCUUGGGUGUACUGAACAGACAACUACAAGAUUUACCAAACUGGGGUAAAGCGGCUGUUGCUGGUGGUUUAGCCCUUGCUCUCUAUAUUCCCUACAAAUGGCUCACAACUGCACCGAGGAAGAGUCCAGUGAAACAGGAUUGGAAGAGCGGGAUCGUCUAUCUCUAUCAGUUUCCACGCACAAGGAUCCUGCCAAGUCCGUCGGCUCCUUGUCUGAAAGUCGAAACGUGGCUUCGUAUGGCGGAGAUACAAUAUGAGAACAUUCCAUGCUUCAUAUCGGUUCGUUCUAGAGAAGGCACCUUACCGUUCGUUGAGUUCGAAGGCGUCGAAUAUCCGGAUUCCUCGUUUAUUAUACGCGACCUUACACAAAUUCUUGGCGUAAGGCUGGAGGAUCAUCUGAACGACGAACAAAAAGCAGUGUCAAGAGCUUUUGAAGAACUUGCUCACAACUCCUUACUGGUGUCACACAAAUUGUUCAGACUAGAGCAUGUUUCAGAGGUGCACAAUAUAGUUCUCACGUGGACUUCGAUCGGUAAACAUAGCCGCGAAGAACAAAUCAGAAUCGGAAGUGAUGAUAUUCGUGCCAUUAGCAAGUAUCUCGGUUCCAAGCAUUACUUUACCGGGUUCAAGCCAACACGGGUAGGUUGCCCCUUCUUAUAUGUGCUUAGGUUUUAA
This is a messenger RNA of Angiostrongylus costaricensis, 681 nucleotides long. The record is from the annotation of a GenBank genome assembly. Lineage: Eukaryota; Metazoa; Nematoda; Chromadorea; Rhabditida; Metastrongylidae.